GUUUUGUUUUUAUUUUGUGUUGACACUAGAAGUGAAUCAAAAACGUAUAAGAAAUAAAAUUAAAAUCAAUUUCCAGUGCAAAAGUUACUGAUAAAGUGUUACAAAAAUGCCCCGCAGUCGCUCGCGGGAUAGAGGAACUAGCCACCGACGAAAGUCACGGCGGGACGACGAUCGGAAGAAAAAGCGCCGUGAUUCGAGUUCCCGUUCCGAUAGCAGUGGAAGCAGCAGUAGCAGUAGUAGUGAACGCUCUCGGGACCGAAACAAGAAACGAAGUAACAGAAAUAAAUCAGCUUCCCGCUCCCCGAUCAAAAGGCAUCAACGGGAGCGCGACCGUGACCGAAGACGUUCCAGGUCCCGAUCCCGGUCAAGGGACCGGAGAGAUGACCGAAGGCCUCAUCAAAACGGACACAGCUCGUCGUCAAAAGAUGGACCCAGCAGAGGUUUAGAUGGUGGGGAAUCGUCCGGUCGAAGAUGGGAGCACGACAUGUACCAGGAGAAACAGUCGCGGGGCGAUGCGGAUCGAAGCCGUCGAGCCGGAUUGGGCUGGGGGAAGGAACGAGCAGGUGGAAGCAGCGGUAUGAACGAGGAAUUUAUGCAGUCAAGGCGAUUGCAGCGGGAAAUUAUUGGAGAGGAGGGCGCCCCGAUUGCGUGGGCGGAUUCGCCCUCGCCAAGAGAAUCAUCCGAUGACGAGAAGGAGCAAACCGCUGCCAAAAAAGUAAAAGCUUCCAAAAAGGCGAAGAAGAAGAAAAAGAAAGGGAGUGAUAAAAAGGAUAAGAAGAAGAAGAAAUCCAGUAAGAAGAACCGCAAAAAGGAUAAGCAUACUAAGAAGAAGAAAAAGAAGGUCUCUUCCUCGUCAUCCGCGGAUUCGUCCUCUUCUUCGUCAUCAUCGGACAACAACGAGGAGGAAGAGGAGUGGGUUGAAAAGUCGGGUAGCAAAGCGGAAGCCAGAGCCGGAACUUCCAAGGGUAGUGGUGGCGCGGACGAGGAACUGGGCGAUGGCGUCGUGGGACCGAUCAAAACCAGCGGUAAUCUAAGCCAGAAGGACUUUGGUCGGGCACUGCUGCCUGGUGAGGGUGCCGCGAUGGCCGCCUACGUGACCGAGGGCAAGCGAAUUCCGCGGCGUGGUGAAAUCGGGCUGACAUCGGACGAGAUUGCCAACUUUGAGGACGUUGGAUACGUGAUGAGCGGUAGCAGACAUCGUCGCAUGGAGGCGGUCCGUAUCCGUAAGGAAAAUCAAAUCUAUUCUGCGGACGAGAAACGAGCGCUGGCUAUGUUCAGCAAGGAAGAACGUCAGAAGCGCGAAAACAAGAUCCUGUCGCAGUUCAAGGAGAUGAUCAGCGCUAAACUAGCCAGUGACAAGCGUUGAGUAGUUUAUCGUUAACUAUUCUGUCUUUGUCAGAACCGUAGGUAAUAUGGAUUAUAAAGUAUCUGUACUUAUGGAAGAACCCGAUAAA
Messenger RNA from Armigeres subalbatus, 1454 nucleotides. Its product is annotated as NKAP family protein CG6066-like. The coding region runs from base 107 to 1366 and encodes 419 amino acids. The transcript has 2 exons. Gene Ontology annotation, molecular function: chromatin binding. The record is from RefSeq and is a predicted model, not a curated record. NCBI's taxonomy places the organism in Eukaryota, Metazoa, Arthropoda, Insecta, Diptera, Culicidae. Gene Ontology annotation, cellular component: nucleus. Gene Ontology annotation, biological process: regulation of gene expression.